Molecule: messenger RNA, 2820 nt
Organism: Molossus molossus (Pallas's mastiff bat)
Lineage: Eukaryota; Metazoa; Chordata; Mammalia; Chiroptera; Molossidae
Gene: KCNJ10
Product: potassium inwardly rectifying channel subfamily J member 10
Exons: 2
Coding region: 169-1308 (379 amino acids)
Biological process (GO): regulation of monoatomic ion transmembrane transport; potassium ion import across plasma membrane
Cellular component (GO): plasma membrane
Molecular function (GO): inward rectifier potassium channel activity
Source: RefSeq, a predicted model, not a curated record
CCACAGCCGGCCCGACCCCGGCCCCGGCUCCCGGACCAGCCCUUAUCUGAUCCCAGCUCCGGUUUAAGAGUCCCGGCUCUGCCCGUCCCACAGCUCCGUUCUCACUCCUGCCCGCCCCGUCAGUCAGUCCUGCUGCCCAUUCGAAGGGCCACUCCACACGGACCCAAGAUGACAUCAGUUGCCAAGGUAUAUUACAGUCAGACCACUCAGACAGAAAGCCGGCCCUUAAUGGGCCCAGGGAUACGACGGCGGAGAGUUCUGACAAAAGAUGGUCGCAGCAAUGUGAGAAUGGAGCACAUUGCUGACAAGCGCUUCCUCUACCUCAAGGACCUGUGGACAACCUUCAUCGACAUGCAGUGGCGUUACAAGCUUCUGCUCUUCUCUGCGACUUUUGCGGGCACCUGGUUCCUCUUUGGCGUUGUGUGGUAUCUGGUAGCUGUAGCCCAUGGGGACCUGCUGGAGCUGGGCCCCCCAGCUAACCAUACCCCCUGUGUGGUACAGGUGCACACACUCACUGGGGCCUUCCUCUUCUCCCUUGAAUCCCAGACCACCAUUGGCUAUGGUUUCCGCUACAUCAGUGAGGAGUGCCCACUGGCCAUCGUACUUCUGAUUGCUCAGCUGGUGCUCACCACCAUCCUGGAAAUCUUCAUCACAGGUACCUUCCUGGCGAAGAUUGCUCGGCCCAAGAAGCGGGCUGAAACCAUCCGUUUCAGCCAGCAUGCGGUUGUAGCUGCCCACAAUGGGAAGCCUUGCCUUAUGAUUCGAGUUGCCAACAUGCGUAAGAGCCUUCUCAUUGGCUGCCAGGUGACUGGCAAACUGCUUCAGACCCACCAGACCAAGGAGGGUGAGAAUAUCCGGCUGAACCAGGUCAACGUGACUUUUCAAGUAGACACGGCUUCUGACAGCCCCUUCCUCAUUCUACCCCUUACCUUCUACCAUGUGGUAGAUGAGACCAGUCCCUUAAAAGACCUCCCCCUUCGCAGUGGUGAGGGUGACUUUGAGCUGGUGCUGAUUCUAAGUGGGACAGUGGAAUCCACUAGUGCCACCUGCCAAGUGCGUACUUCCUACCUGCCAGAGGAGAUUCUUUGGGGCUAUGAGUUCACACCUGCCAUCUCACUGUCAGCCAGUGGCAAAUACAUAGCUGACUUCAGCCUUUUUGACCAAGUUGUGAAAGUGGCCCCUCCUAGUGGCCUACGUGACAGCACUGUAUGCUAUGGAGACCCCGAAAAGCUCAAGCUGGAGGAGUCAUUCAGGGAACAAGCUGAGAAGGAGGGCAGUGCCCUUAGUGUGCGCAUCAGCAACGUCUGAUAGCUUGGUUUCCCACCUCCCUAUCCCUUUAGUCUUGCUUCUUUUUUCUUUGGCACUCUGGGUGAGCACAUUACCCAGGCUUACUGGAGAGUUCCAGAUGCACCCAUUCCUUAUGCUCUCUCCUUUAACCCAGUGGCCUGUGGGUAGUCUAGGCCAACUGGAGUCCAAGUUUUCCUCCCAUUCUCCCCUUUCACCUCAUCCCAUUUCCACAGCAUUAUAUACACACCCCUUAAGCCAGGAUGGGAGAAGGGAGGGAAGAUUAGGCUGAAAGGCUUAGAGGUCUCAGCUGUGCUUAGAGACUCACAGUAGAAGGAUCAUGAAGUUGGAUGGAUAGACUCCCCACAACCUCCUACCCCCACCAGAAAGGUUGGUGAUUUGAGGCUGGAGACCCUUCCUUUUCUAACUUUCUACCUAACAAGUUCCCUAAGGCAAUACUCUCAGAUGGUCCCCUUAGGGUCUGUGUCCUCAGACAUACAGGAAACAGGAAUCAUUUUAUAUUGGGGUCUCUACCAACCCAUUGAAAGAAGCCAUGUUUUUUUUUAUGGUGAUUUUCUGUUGGCAGCUUUAGACUUAACCUAGGACCUUGGUCACCACUAUUUUGCUCUUUCUAGUUUCUAAAAUAGACCAUGAGGAUACCCAGUUCUCUCAUAGAUGUCUCUAUUCCCAGGGAAUUGGGUUGACACAGGAAAUAGAAAACCUAUAGUCAUAACCACCACAUUUGCACCCAUCCUGGAUUCUGAACUCUUCAAUGUGGAGUGACCACUACAGAGUUACUAUCCAAAUCCUUGAACCUGUCCUUCAUUGCCCUGGGAGGACUGGUUUCCCUGUGUCCUAUGAAUGGGAUGCCCCUCGCCAGUAUGUUCCCCUGUAAACAGGCCAGCACCUAGACCCCAGGGUGAGGUCUGAAAAUGGUGUUCCAGAUUACGCUGCCCAUGGCGUCUCCUUUCCUGACCAUCCCAUUCUUCCCAUAACCCCAACAUUUCAGAGGAAGGGAGGGAAAAUGCAAGGGCCUCCCUCUCUUAAUACUGAUGUUUCACUAAAACUAGACUCACAGAGCACAGAGUUCCCAGGAAAGUUAAACCAACCAGACCAAGUGGGAUGAGUAAAUUCUCAGAUUUCCAGACUGUUGUAUACAGCCUUUGGGAAUUGGGGAUGUUUUGUUAAGGUUUGGGCAGAAGCACAACUUUGUGACUGGCAGACACUAUUCUCCCUGUUACUCCUCCCAGUUCCCUUCUGAAAAGUGCCAACUAUUUCAUUAGGCGAUGCUGGGAGGGAAGGAAAUUAUACCUCCUGAUCAAAUAACCACAGUCUCCCUCAGCCAUUCCUGACUUGGUAUAAAUGAAUAUCAAUCUCAUUUUACUUUCUUUUGCCAUGAGGCCAGUUUCAAGCAAGUUAAAAGGCAUACUUUGAGAUCAGACGCAGGCCAUUCCUUGUUCCCUGGUGGGGACUGUGGCAGGGGCUUGGGAAGGGCAUAUGGGCACCAGAAAAGUUAGAACUUUUUCUAAUACCCCA